This is a messenger RNA of Owenia fusiformis, 485 nucleotides long. Lineage: Eukaryota; Metazoa; Annelida; Polychaeta; Sabellida; Oweniidae. The record is from the annotation of a GenBank genome assembly.
UUUAUAUUUGUAUUGUUAUAUAGUUAAUUUUAACAGGGCCAAUAGUGCCUAGGCAUAGGCCCUGUACUACUGUAUUGUACGACUUAUUAUUAUGAAAUAAAGAAAACAUGAAAAAAAAGUAAAUUACGAGGGGGAUAUACAGGGCUUACAGUCGCGAAAAUAUGACUCAUCAAAGUCAGUUAGAAUUUGACCAUUGGUAUCAGAGGGUAAAAGAAGAGGGGAAAUUUAACUACACCAAAGGUCUAGCCUUCUAUUGUAAGCAAGACGUAAGGAUAUUAGCUCAGAGUUUCAUGAAAUAUAGGAAUAUGGUACUUUACGCGACAUCUGGCUUGGUCAAUGCAGGAAUAGAUCCAUUGAGUUAUUUAACAAAUGCUCAAAUGUUUCUUGCUAUUUUCAGAUCAAAUUUUCUGAGAGAAUAUCACACGUGUACAUUGAAAAAUCUAUCAACUCGAGUUGAAACAACAAACAGCUCACGGUCGUAUUAA